Dreissena polymorpha is the source of this 2827-nucleotide messenger RNA. RefSeq names its product nmrA-like family domain-containing protein 1. The transcript is spliced from 7 exons. The record is from RefSeq and is a predicted model, not a curated record. Bases 405 to 1418 code for a protein of 337 amino acids. Lineage: Eukaryota; Metazoa; Mollusca; Bivalvia; Myida; Dreissenidae.
CGUUCAAUACCGACCAUAUGCUCGUAUUGGAAUUUUACUCCAAUACACAUCGAUCAGAACCGUUCGGGGUAUAUUUGUUGUAAUAGCUAUGGGAUAUCUAUAAACACCGCGGGAUUUCAUACAACGUACGACAUGGUUUAUACGUUUAACAGAAUAUUUGUGAAUUAAACCAAAAGUAACACAUUAUGUGAAGUUAUUUAUGCCACGUUAAUUAGUGCGGAUAUACAAUAGCGUUGUUUAUAUUGCUGUGAAAUAGUUUCCAAGGGAAUUUCGUCAUAACAGUGUACGUGUUUUCACAACUGAUACUGAACAAUAUACUGUGCAAGUGGGAUCCGUAGUAAAUUGUUCAACAAAUAUAGUUCAAAUUGAUAUUUAUUUAAGAGAUUACAAGGUUGCUAUGGAGUAUGUUCAGUUGCUACGGACGCAGUGAACAAAAGUACAGACCGAUGGGGUGUGGCAUGAGCUCUGAAGUUCCGGAAGGAGAGCCCAGGACGGUGGUAGUGUUCGGCGCCACAGGGCUGCUGGGUGGAGCAGUUGCGCGCGCACUCCUAGAGGACCCCCUGCACUUUCGGGUGCGAGCGGUGACAAGGCGGCCGUCGAGCGAACGUGCUAGGAAAUUGGCCGAGGAAGGCGCAGUGAUCGUGACUGCGAACCAGAAUGACAUCGCAAGCCUCGAGAAGGCGAUGGAGGGAGCAGACGCCAUGUUCCUCACCACGCAUUACUGGGAAGACAAGAAUAAGGAGAAGGAGAUAGUCAGAGGUCUGAACGCUAUUGACGCCGCGGUGCACAAGGGCCUCACACACAUCGUUUUCAACGGGUCGGAGAACGUCAAGCGCGCCAUAGGGAAGGACUGCGGCCACCUCGACAGCAAGGCGGCAAUAGAGGGCUACCUUAGGGAAGUCGGCGUCAACUUCACGAUCAUACGACUGCCGUUCUGGUAUGAGAAUUUCUAUACCGUGUUCCGACCACACCAAGUGAAAUACGGAGUGUACGCGAUACCGCUGCCCAUGGAGGGCAAGCCUCUAGACAUGAUCUCCGUGGAUGAUGUCGGGGGGUGCGUGAUGCACAUCCUGGCACGGCCCAAGUUCUACUCCCGACAGGAACUCAACCUGGCGGCUGACCGGCUCUCCGUUGACCAGAUCGCUCGAGUCUUCUCCAAGAACUUUUUCAAUAAGAAGUUCAUCACACCAAACAUUCGGGUCAAAGAUUACGAAAAGUUUGAUUUCCCCGGUGCACAGGAACUGGCAGCCAUGUUUGCCUUUUACCAAAGUGACCUUGCUAUUCGGGACAUAAAACUAACGAAGAAAUUGAAUUCUAAUUUGAAAACGUUCGACAAGUGGCUGGACCUUGAAGCGGAAAAGGUGGAAAAUGCGAUCAAGGAGGGUACGAAAGAAAUAGAGAGUACAAAAAAGACUUAGCAUCGCGUGCCGAUGGUAUUCAUAAGUGUAAGAUGACGUUCUUACAAAAGCCGCCACGUGACUGAAAUUGAUCACGUGACCGGUGAGAACACAAGAAGUCAGUCGGGUGCGUUUUCUUUCGAAAGGACCAGUAUGCCCAUCGGAAAGAAACAGGAUUUGUGUCGGUGUUGCAAAACAAUUAGAACGAUUUGUUUGUAUCUAUGUAAACGUAUGUACGUGGCGUGAUGUUUUCGAAAAUAAAUUGUCCGUGCGAUUACUGACAUAUAAAAUUCGGCAGAAGAAACACCUAUAUGCAAUAAACAAUAGAGAUUUGAAUAGAGUUUGAUUUCGUAGACCAUGUUUAGGAAAAUAAAGUAGUGUAUGUAAGUUACGGAUUCCGGUUUGUGUGGCUUGAAAUCACUUAAUGACUUUAACAGUGUUUGAAGUCAGAACAUGUGUUUGAUUGAAGUCAGUUGUAUAGUGACUUAGAAGGAGAAGAUGCUUAUCCUGAUACAAACUAUGGUCAACUAUAAAGAAGAAAGUUUUGAAUUUAUUGACGAAAUAUUUCUUUAAUGUGAACAACGCUAAACUGUAUCUUUAAAGUACCUGACAUUUCGCUUACAACUAAUUUGGGCGGUAAUAUGCGAGUGCAUUUACAAAGGGAGCCAAUCGUAUCAUGUAUUCGCUCAAACUUUCAUUAUUUCGCCCCAUUGCCGAUUGUUUAGUAACUAUGAAUUGUUGAUUUGUGUGGGGAUUUUUGUUUAUAUUUAGAGCCACAUGCAUUUAUUGAUUGUGUUUAUUUUUUGUUAUAAUAUAUUGUCUUAUUCUAAGAUUCAUGUGAUAUUGCAUGUUUACAUUUUUAACGAAAUUACCCGCGUCAUGCGAAAAUGUGUGUUAUGCAAUAUGCGGAUAGCGAAGCCCCAGAAUCGCCUGCGCAGUCGCACGGUCUGGUCAGGUUCUCCCGUAUAGUAUACACGUUAACGACAGAAAGUUUGACAGAUUUACCUGCGCUAUUUUUGGAGGAGAUAGUUGAAACCAAACAAUGUAUUUUCCUGUAUUUGAACAGUCUUUCAUGCUUUACCUAUUCAUAUUGGUUUUCGUUGGAGCAUUUUAUGCGGGAAAGCUGAUUCGUUAUUCCAUUGAUGUCAUUUGUCUUGUUAUAGCUGUGUCAGUUCCUUAUCUUGAUCAUUUGCAAAAAUGGUAUAUUAAUGAAAUAGUUACCAUAAAUCCAGCUAAUUAAAUGAUCAAAUAGGUGGAAUAAAUUAUUUUUUCUUGAUUCUUGAUUAAAUUGUGCUAUAGAUAUUAGUAUAUAUGGUUUAUGCAAUUGCUGUUUGCAUCAUUGUCAUUAUUGUUUUGCUCGAUGUAACAAGUUUCUCAUGUUGUUUUGCCAUAGACAAUCAUUAUUUAAAUAAAACAUCCUAAAUCAAGUA